UUUUUUUUUGGCGGUAGACUUUGCUAUGAACGUACUUUAUUGAUCCCCGUGGGGAAAUUGAUCCUCCGCAUUUGAACCAUCAUAUACACACACACUAGGAGAUGCACUAUGCUGUCUAUCUGGGUUUGCAAGAAGAGUCUGAAAAGAAGUCAAAUCUCAAGUAAUAAUGAUAUCCAUAGUAUCGCAACCUGAGCUGUUGAACGCCCCAGGAUCCACAUCCCCAUGCAUGUCAACACCUUCAUUGGGAAUCCCUCUCUCAGUAGUGACUGUAAAGGGUCUUUGAUGCAACUUAAACAUCAUCACAUUAACUCAAGUUACAUUGCAUGCUCUUUGCAAAAAUGGGGGACGACCGACCUUUUGUGUGCAAUGCUCCCGGCUGUGGACAGAGGUUUACAAACGAGGACCACUUGGCUGUACACAAACACAAACAUGAGAUGACACUGAAAUUUGGACCAGCCAGGACUGACUCCGUCAUUAUUGCAGACCAGACACCUACUCCCACCCGCUUCCUAAAGAACUGCGAGGAAGUUGGUCUGUUCAACGAGCUGGCCAGCUCCUUCGAACAAGACGAUGAUGACAAGAGAGCAAAGAACUCUCUCCCUGCUCCCAACUCUGUUGCUUUGGAUAUGAGCCUGCAGACACCAUCAGAUGUGAAGGUGAAAAAGGAGGCUCCAGUGGAGGUUGACUCCUCACCACCAAGCAGCCCUGACUCCUUCUCAGAAAAUUCAGACAGCACCAUAGAACCUCUGGUAAAAGCAAAGGACACACCACCCAGAAGUUCGGCCCCCACGCCGACUAUUGUGCGUCCAGGUUCCCUCCCACUACACUUGGGCUUCGAUGCCCUUCAGCCCACCAUGCCGUCACCCACCUCUGUCAUCACACAGGCUCCGCCUUCCAAUCGUACUCUGGGUUCACCAACCAGCCACUACCCCAUGAUGAUGCUUCCCUCUGGCCAGGCAGUGCCUGUGCUCCCUGGUCCUGUACAGAUGCCCUCUGUCAUUAAUCUGGCCCGACCCAUGUGCAUGGUACCCAACAUUCCUGGGAUCCCUGGUCCUCCUCUGGGAGGCAGCAGCAGCGGCUCUAACUCCCCUUCUGGCUACAGCAUCCAGUCGGAGGCCAAGAUGCGUCUGAAGGCUGCGCUGUCCCAGCAGAGCCCAGGACAGAGCAUGGGUAUAAUGGCCAUGGGCAGCAGCCCCAUGGUACCUCAGAGGGCAGAGCAGAGCCAGCUGCUUGUCCAACAUCCAGAUGCCCCGUCACCUGCACAACCUCAGGUAUCUCCAGCACAGCCUACAGGUGGGCGGCGGCGGCGGACAGCAGAUGAUGACCCAGAUGAGCGAAGGCAGCGUUUCCUCGAGAGGAAUCGGGCCGCAGCGUCCCGCUGCAGACAGAAACGCAAACUGUGGGUCAACUCCCUAGAGAAGAAGGCUGAGGAGCUGAGCACCAUGAACGUCUCGCUGUCGAAUGAAGUGUCUCUGUUGAGAAACGAGGUGGCUCAUUUGAAGCAGCUGCUGCUGGCCCAUAAGGACUGUCCCGUGACCACCCUACAGAAGAAGAAUGCCUACUUAGCUGCAGAAGAGAGCAUGAAAGACACCUCCGAACCUACAGGUUCCCCUGCCCCGGUGAUCCAGCACAGCUCUUUGGCGCACAGCCCCUCCACAGGGCAGAACGGCCUGAGCUCAAGGGCAGCAGCUGAGGCCAUGGCUAUGUCUGUGCUGGCAGGAAUGGGCCAGCAGCAGAGGGCUGAGAGUGGAACCUCUCACAUUAUCAUGGCUGCACAGUCUCAAUCUGCUGCCAGAUGAUGAGCGAUGCCACCACGGCUCAGACUUGGCUCACACUCGUCACCUAGGGGUAAAGAAGAGCAGAACCCGCCCCCUCCUUUCCUACCCUUCUCUACUUCCCCCAUCUCCAGACUGGGGAAGUGGAGGCAGGGUGGUGGGUAGGGGGAUUUCUAAUGUUCCCCUUCCCUCUUCCCUGUGCUCCUCUGCUCUCUCUCUGACCCCUCUGAUGGAGCCAUCACGCUGUGGCCUGGAGCUCAGCAGCAGCCUUCUGGGAAUGGACUGAGACUUUUGAGAGAGCUUCCUGUUCACUUUGCCAUAGACUACAGGGGCUGGACUCCAACCUCCCAACCCUCGCCCCCUCUCCCCCUGUGCCUCCCCACUCAUCUCUCCUCACCCUCAGUCAAAAUGACUUUUCACUGGACUGUAGGGCUGCAUCGCUCUGAGUGUACUGCCGUAACGAACUUCCCAUGUGAACACGUAACACACACGCACACACACACACACACACGCACAGUUUUCAAAGACGCAGGUGUUGCAUAAACAUUCUCGAUCAAAUCAGAUACCAAACAACACACAGGGCUUCACACUGUUUUCAGCAGGGAAUAGUGCCUUGUGCUCCUCCACUUUUUAUUCAUGCACACACCCACACGUGUCAUCACAGCAUACAUCCCUAUACAUUCUUGGCUCCAAAGAUGCAGUAGUUGUCUAGACUUCAGUGAUUCAGACGUUCACAUCUCAAAUAUUCACCCAAACCUUUUGUAAGUGAUUGCGCCUCAAGGUGAUCUCAACAUGGACCCAAAACCCCUUACCUCAUUUACACCCCUUUAAGAUAAAAUUUAUAAACUGUGUGUGAUUGGCUCUGUGUGUAUGUAUUUAUGUACAUCAGAACAUAGCAGUUUGCCUACUCCUAUCUGAUACGUUAAUAGCUAGAUUGUUAGCAUGUGACUUUUUCUAUUAGGGUGUUAUGUCCUUGAUACAGUAUGUGCAGCUAUAUUUUUUUAAUUAAUUGGCACAUCUUCCCAGAUAAAUACUCAGAACCAAAAUAUGUUAAAUUGUAAAAGACAGUAUAGUAUCUUAAAAUCUGUUUGUUUGAGCAAUAUUUUUUUCUGAUCUGAAGGGAAUUCAGCCUCUACCCUCUUUUUCAUGUUUCCUCUAAAAACAGGCAGUUUUGCUGUUUAUUGGUUUUUAAAUAAGUGGAUACCUUUUCCAUUUUAUAUGAAACUAUUCUAGUGACUGUGUUUCUCUGUGUGGGCCCUGGACUUACUGUAACUGUUAAUUUCACACUUCUCAGGAUGGUUGCACAUCCUUGCUGCUCGUUGGAAGUGCGAUGAAUCCCUUAUGCUCUUUACCAAACCUAAACUAAGCCAUAUUAACAACAACAAAAAAAACAAAA
Scomber japonicus (chub mackerel) is the source of this 3171-nucleotide messenger RNA. It is a transcript of the gene atf7a, whose product is annotated as activating transcription factor 7a. The coding region runs from base 324 to 1799 and encodes 491 amino acids. Lineage: Eukaryota; Metazoa; Chordata; Actinopteri; Scombriformes; Scombridae. Gene Ontology annotation, molecular function: cAMP response element binding; DNA-binding transcription factor activity, RNA polymerase II-specific. The record is from RefSeq and is a predicted model, not a curated record. Gene Ontology annotation, biological process: regulation of transcription by RNA polymerase II. The transcript has 13 exons.